AGGAAGCCAGCUCCUGAAUUCUGUUACUCCAUCUCAGUGGCUUGGAAAGUCAGAUACACCUUGAGAACUCUGAAAUAAUAUGGAUAAAUUCAUAAACAACAUGGAUGUCCGAAUUAAAUCAGAAAGUGGAUCGAUGCAAGUAUUCAAACAGGCCACUGGUCCUGUUCCGAUCAGAGAUCCUUCUGUGAGAGCAGACAGAAGAAAUAUGACUUCUCCAUCAUUCCUGGCUGCCAGCCCAAUGGAGAACCCAGCUCUGUUUAAUGAUAUCAAGAUCGAGCCCCCAGAAGAGCUCCUGGAGAGUGAUUUCAGCAUGCCCCAGGUGGAACCAGUUGAUCUCUCCUUUCACAAACCGAAGGCCCCGCUCCAGCCUGCUAGCAUGCUGCAAGCUCCAAUCCGCCCUCCCAGGCCACCGACUGCACCUCAAGCCAUUAUGGUGCCUACUUCAGCUGACACAGUCACUUCAGCAGCCAUUCCUACUGUUCUCACUCCAGGCUCUAUCCUGGCCUCCUCUCAGGGGACCAGUGGCCAGCCAAUUUUACAUGUGAUCCACACCAUACCCUCAGUCAGUUUGCCAAAUAAGAUGAGUGGACUAAAGACAAUCCCACUGGUGGUUCAAUCUUUGCCGAUGGUCUAUACCAGUUUGCCUGCAGAUGGGAGCCCUGCAGCCAUUACUGUCCCACUUAUUGGAGGAGAUGGCAAAAGUGCUGGAUCAGUCAAAGUUGACCCCGCUUCCAUGUGUCCACUGGAGUUUCCAAGUGAUAGUGAUGAGAGUGCAAUCGAGAGUGGCUCUUCAGCCUUACAGAAUCUGCAGGGAUUUCAUCAUGAACCAGCGACAAUGGUCCACAUGCAGGGAGAAGAGUCUCUUGACUUAAAGAGAAGACGGAUUCAUCAGUGUGACUUUGCAGGAUGCAGCAAAGUGUACACCAAAAGCUCUCACCUGAAAGCUCACCGCAGAAUCCAUACAGGAGAGAAGCCUUACAAGUGCACCUGGGAUGGCUGUUCCUGGAAAUUUGCUCGCUCGGAUGAGCUUACUCGCCAUUUCCGUAAGCACACGGGCAUCAAGCCGUUCCGGUGCACAGACUGCAACCGCAGUUUUUCUCGAUCUGACCACUUGUCCCUCCACCGCCGGCGUCAUGACACCAUGUGAAUAUCACAGGCCACAGCAGACGUGCUGCACCGGUCUCCUGAGUGUGUGCUGAAGUCGUAACUAAGUUUGCCUCUUUGACUACAACUUUGCCCCCAUGAUAGGGGUUCGAACAGCCUACUGAGCCAGGUUAAUGAGACUGGAAAACAAGUUAGCUGGUCUCCCAUGUGGCUCUUCCUAUUCCGCUUUCAUCUCUCCACUGUCCAGACUUCAGUUUUUGCAACCUCUUCCUGGGUUGAAUUCUAGUGCGGCGCCCAUGGCUGCCCCUCCCUGACCCCUCAUGCUAUAUUAAUAGACAUUUUUCCUACAAUAACAAAAUAGGAAUCAAACUCAAGGCUGUGAACAAACAUCCGCUGCUCCCCCCCCUCAGUUUUCUUUUGUUUUCUAAAGAUUUUAUUCAUGUGUGUGUAUAUAUAUAUAUAUGUAUAUACAUACAUAUAUAUAUGUGUAUAUAUAUAUAUAUAUAUAUAUAUAUAUAUAUAUAUAUAAUGUCACUUAGCAAUGUCCUAAAAUGAGGGAUUUUUUUUUCAAAGUUGUAGCUACAAGGGGCAUAACGGUAGAGUUGGUUGAUCAAAUUUCCAGAGAAUUGAGUCUUGACAUACAGAGUCUCAUGCUAACCCUGAAGGUUUUGUACAUCCAGUUUUACUUGUUUUUAACAGUUUGGUUUACAGACAGUGCCAGCCCUCCUUUUGAAGUUCAUCAAAAGCAAUGAAGGGAUUCCUUGACCUCCUUUUCCUCCUCAUGCUCCUUUUAGAAUGAAAGGUUUUAUGGCACAAUUCCAUUCUUUUCAGGUUAAGUUUGGACAAAUAUUCAAAGCACAGAAAGAUAGAUCAGUAGGGAGAAGUAUUCUAGGAAAACAUGUGGGCAGUGACAAGCAAGAGCAGACCUGGGAGCACCCUGUGAACAAUUACUCAGAUAAGGUGUUAGAACUGCUGUUAAUCCCAAACCUCACUCAGAGGGCAGCCUGUUGAAACAGCGCUUUCGAUGGGCUACACUGUACUGUUCUUUUGUUUACAUAAAGCAACCAUCCAGUGUAUUACCUGAUGAGAAAUUGCACACUGAGCACAUUAUAGAGAGGUGAGGGGUUGCACUAAAGGAAUUUUGUUUACUUCAUGCCAUUUUGGGCAUUUGUUCUUCUGUUUCUAAUGGGAUGGAAAAGGUUUUCUUUCUGACACUGACAUAUAGAAAGCAUUUUUUUUUUGAUGUUUUAGAACUGCUAUUAAUACCCAAGUCAUUUAUUUUAAUUAGACAUAACAGCAGGAUGCAUAAUAUACAUUUGGUUGCCCAAUCAGACUGUUCAUAAUAUUCUCUGGGGCAUAAAAUCUUCUGUUCCUGGCCCUGGACCUCAUAUCUACCUCCUUGUGGCCUAUUUCCUCUCCUGGGGAAAAAGGAGAGGGUCUUUGUAUUAGUGGGGAUUGGACACAGCCUCUCGCCUAAAGGUUUGCUUCAUACGAAACCUUUAUUUGUUGGCAGAUAUUCAAAAUGUUCUGGCUUGAACACUUUAGGUUACUACCUCCUGUGGCUGUACUUUCUAACUAAAACCGAGAAUUCUACCAUCCAGAAGGGGUCCUGUCUACUUCUACCCAUCCCUCACGUUUUACGGAUGAGGCAAAUACGGGUCAGAUUCUUUCUCCAGAUAAUUCCUUGAGGCCUUAUAGACCUGUAUACUCCUUCUCCCAGGGAUCACACUAGUAAACCAAAUUAAAGAAAAAAAAGUUAUGUGAUUGGUUGCAAUAUUUGUCCAAUUUUAUGUUAUACUUCAGAAAACUUUAAGUCACUUAAAAUUCAUAUAUAUUUGGUGACAAAGUAAGUAAGGCGUGCUUAUGGUCCUGGCCACUUAACACCGGGCACACAGUGUUUCAAGUCCCAUUUUUUUUUGAUAAUUCUAGAUUUGUUUUAAUUUACCUUGUUUCAAGUUUCAGUGUCUUUCCAGAGCAUAAAUUCUCCAUAAGUUAAGGCCUACUUGUACCUUUCAGCAUGACAUGUAGGUUUUACUAUUACCACUUUGGUAAGGGAUUUGUCCUGACUCUGGGUGUACAAGUUCCAGGCUGUAUACUAAUUAUUAAGCACUAAUCAAUAUCUAGGGCUAGUCUACUAAUGGGGACCACAGUGUAAGACAGAAUGAUAAAUGUAUAUUACUACCAUACAUGGGCUUAAGCUUGUAAUUGAGUAAGUAGUUGGUAAAAUAUUAUAGAACAGAGUCCAAGGGGUUGUGUACUCUUGUUCCACUUUGGAUCCUAAAUUUGUUUUCCAGACUUUGGAAUUGACAUGUGCCCUUUAGACUUUAGGAUAUUGAGACAUAUGUUUAUUAAUGAGCACUAUGGAAUUAUAGUACUCAUAAGGGUGAUCAAAUGAGGAUCCCAGAUACUGAUGUUCCUGGCAUCUCUGAGCCUUUAUUCAAGUAUGUUUCUGCAGAGUCAUAAUAGACUUUGCAAAUGCUUUUUGUCCAUUGUCUUUAGCCAAGAACCAAUUCUAACCAUAUUCUCUUUGCUCUUUUUGUCCCCAAAUGGCAAAAAUCUUUCCAGUUACAAAUAAAAUCUUUACAAAUGUGUCACGAGUAUGAGAACUUCACAGAGUAAAUGGACUCAGUACAGUGCAGGAUUACUGCACCAAAAGCACACAAAAGUUUGCUAGAUGAUGGGAUAGAAAGGGAACCAUUGUACCUUUCUUGGUCAACAUCGGAGGUUAAAUAAACGAAGUGUAAUGGGCUUACAACAGCCAAAGACUGUUAGGAUGGCAUUUGUCUAGGACAUGGAAAUUUUGUAGAGAUGGAGAAUAUUCAGGAGUUUUUUGUAGUGGAGUUUCUCCUGGUGACAUCUGGCAGCUGAACAGAAUUAUUGAUGAUUGCCAUUGUAAAGUGUAAGCACUGUAAACUGGUUUGUUGGAUUAGUGGAGUUCAUUAUGUACAAACCCACAAAUGUUUGUAGAGAGAAUUUCUUUUUAAAUAAACUUUACAUGUUGCAACUCUUUUUUUUUUUUUUUUUUUUUGAGAUUUUCAGGAAAAUGUGAAGGUAGAACAGAGUUUCUGUUUACUCCACAUUUUAUAUUACUUUGGCACAGUUGUUACAAUUAGUGAAAUUACAUUGAUAUGUUAAUAUUAACUGCAAUUAAUGCUUUAGUCAGACCAUCUUGGCUUUUAUCUGCUGUUCUUUUUUUUUUCUGUUUUAAUAUCUCCCUCAAAAUACAACAUUGUAUUAAUGAUCACAGCUCCUUAUUCUCCUCAUUGUGAUAGCUUCUUGGAGUUCUUUGUUCUCAAGGACCUUGGAGUAUGUUCUUCAGUUGGAAUUUAUUUGAUAUUCUUCUCAAGAAAUUUUUC
Messenger RNA from Arvicanthis niloticus (Nile rat), 4460 nucleotides. RefSeq names its product KLF transcription factor 8 (gene Klf8). Gene Ontology annotation, biological process: regulation of transcription by RNA polymerase II. NCBI's taxonomy places the organism in Eukaryota, Metazoa, Chordata, Mammalia, Rodentia, Muridae. The record is from RefSeq and is a predicted model, not a curated record. Gene Ontology annotation, molecular function: DNA-binding transcription factor activity, RNA polymerase II-specific; RNA polymerase II cis-regulatory region sequence-specific DNA binding.